CGAGCUCCGGCUCUACAGGGAUAAUAAUCGACUGUCGAUCCAUCCCUCAUCAUCGGCAGGAUGACCGACGCGAAGCAAUUAAUGGCACAAAAAACCGCUAAGAUCGCAGCUGGAGCUGUAGUUUGUGUUGAAAGUGAAAUCAGAGGAGAUGUGACCAUCGGUGCUAGAACGGUUGUCCACCCCAAAGCUCGGAUCAUAGCAGAAGCAGGGCCCAUAAUAAUAGGAGAAGGGAACCUGAUAGAGGAGCAGGCUCUGAUCAUUAACAGCUAUCCAGAGAAUAUAAUGCCAGACACUGAAGGAGUCGAGCCAAAAACAAUGACCAUUGGGACCAACAAUGUGUUUGAGGUUGGAUGUGUUUCUCAGGCUUUGAAAAUUGGAGACAACAAUGUGAUCGAGUCUAAAGCCGAUCUUGGCAGAAACGUGAUUUUGACCAGCGGCUGCAUCGUCGGCGCCUGCUGUCAGGUCAACACGUGUGAAGUGGUUCCAGAGAACACGGUGGUUUAUGGUUCCAACUGCAUCCGGAGAGUUCAGAGCGAGAAGCCUCAGCCUCAGACUCUGCAGCUCGACUUCCUCAUGAAGAUCCUUCCCAACUAUCAUCACCUGAAGAAGACUGUGAAGGGAAACAGCACUCCUGUAAGAAACUAACUAAAACCUGCAUCCAGAGCAGCUGAAAACGGCUUAUUUCCCUCAACAUGCACUUUUCUUUCAUUUUUACUCUUCUCGUGUCUCUAAUGUCUGAAAACAACCAUAUCACACUUAUGCACUUUUGCUUUUAGUUCAGUUUUAUGCCUAUUUAUGACACAUCUUGCACCAUUUUCAUCUAUAUUUAUAAGUGUUCCAAUAAAUUACGCAAAAAGUGCAAUAAAGCUUCUGUCAUUCAA
Amphiprion ocellaris (clown anemonefish) is the source of this 881-nucleotide messenger RNA. Its product is annotated as dynactin subunit 6-like. Lineage: Eukaryota; Metazoa; Chordata; Actinopteri; Pomacentridae. The transcript is spliced from 7 exons. Gene Ontology annotation, biological process: mitotic spindle organization. Gene Ontology annotation, molecular function: dynein complex binding. Gene Ontology annotation, cellular component: dynactin complex. Bases 61 to 645 code for a protein of 194 amino acids. The record is from RefSeq and is a predicted model, not a curated record.